AUUUUGGAGUUCUCAGCUUGUUGCCUGCUGUGGUCGCUGGGCCCUCUAAGGUCAAGCUACUCGCACUGGUUUCAACGCUCACCUUCGAAUGGGCAACUGCUGCUCCGACGUUGCCGGCGGUAGUGCGGCCAUCGGCGGCACGGCCGGCCGUACUCACAGUCCGGCCGAUGCUCCCAAUGAUGCCGUUGAUAGGUUCCUCAGGUCUCGAGGCUACAAUGGCCUCUUCUCUCAGAUCGAGUUAUCAUAUUCCGCUUCAGGCUUGCGUGACCGAGAUGUACUCUCCAAGAGUGAUCCAAUGAUGAUUCUUUAUUUAAGAGGGAAAAAUGGAGCACUUGAGGAACUUGGCCGCACUGAAGUAGUUCUAAAUUCCUUGAAUCCCACAUGGAUUACAAAGCAUAAUCUCAUGUAUCAUUUUGAGGUUGUUCAGUUUUUAGUGUUUCGUGUCUAUGAUGUUGAUACUCAAUUUCACAAUGUAGAUGUAAAGAUGCUUAAACUAGAAGAGCAGCAAUUUCUGGGUGAAGCAACCUGUGCAUUAUCUGAGAUAAUUAUGAAAUCCAAUCGAUCAUUGACAUUAGAUCUGUACAAAGAUCAUGCCACCAGAUCAACCCACUCUCAAAAUUGUGGGAAGCUAUUGGUGCAUGCAGAGGAAUGUGUCAGCUCAAAGACUACAAUGGAGAUGACAUUCCGGUGUUCAGAUUUGGAAAAUAAAGAUCUCUUCUUAAAGAGCGAUCCCUUUUUAUUAAUUUCAAAAUUUGUGGAAGGUGGUACCCAAAUUCCCAUUUGCAAAACAGAAGUUAUAAAGAAUGAUCUCAAUCCAAUUUGGAAGCCAGUGUUCUUGAAUAUUCAGCAAGUAGGAAGCAAGGAUAAUCCGUUAAUAAUAGAAUGCUACAACUUCAAUAGCAAUGGCAAACAUGAUUUAAUAGGAAAAGUGCAGAAAUCUUUGGUGGAGCUGGAAAAGCUUCAUUCUGGUGGUCUAGGAGAAAGUUUGUUCUUGCCAACUGCUGGUGGACAAAAUUAUCAUAACAAGGUAUUAAAGAGCCAACUAUAUGUGGACAGGCUUACUCAAAGUGUCCAACAUACUUUCCUUGAUUACUUGGCUGCGGGAUUUGAAUUGAACUUCAUGGUGGCUGUUGAUUUCACAGCUUCAAAUGGAAAUCCACGUCUUCCUGAUUCUUUACAUUAUAUAGAUCCUUCAGGUCGGCCCAAUGCAUACCAAAAGGCAAUUUUAGAGGUUGGGGACGUGUAGUUUUAUGAUUCGGACAAGAGGUUUCCUACAUGGGGUUUUGGAGCACGACCAAUUGAUGGUCCUGUUUCUCAUUGUUUCAACUUGAAUGGAAGCAGCCAUUACUGUGAGGUGGAAGGGAUCCAAGGAAUUAUGGCAGCAUACACAAGUGCCCUCUUUAAUGUUUCACUUGCUGGGCCAACUCUUUUUGGACCUGUCAUAAGCGCUGCUGCUUUGGCCAGCCAAUCUCUUGCAAAUGGUGGACGAAAGUAUUUUGUUUUGUUAAUUAUCACCGAUGGAGUAGUUACAGAUCUCCAAGAAACAAAAGACGCUCUCGUUAAAGCAUCUGAUCUGCCAUUGUCAAUUCUUAUUUUUGGAGUUGGUGGAGCUGAUUUCAAAGAAAUGGAGGUUCUGGACGCUGACAAGGGAGAGAGGCUUGAAAGUUCAUCUGGUCGGGUUGCUUCGCGCGAUAUAGUCCAAUUUGUUCCAUUUCGGGAUGUUCAAAGUGGAGAGAUUUCGGUAGUUCAAGCACUUCUAGCGGAAUUACCUACGCAAUUUUUGACUUACGUGCGAGCCAGAAAUAUCCAACCGAGCUAGUUUCUAGUCAUGUAAAGACUGUACAUAUAAAAUUCUCCAUUCAUUGAUCGUUGUGCAAUUUCAAGGUCCUUUUCAGAAUUGUAGGGUUGAAAACACUCUGUUAAUCUUUGUGAAAAGGGGUAAAGGUUUUCACCAUAGCCAACCUGUUAUCUCACCUGUAAGAUGAUGAGGUAUUGGUUCGCAUUUCGUCUCGUGUGUUUUGGGUUUGGGAUUGGUUGGUCCCCCCAAAGUUAAUAUUACAAAAGUUUCCAUUC
Prosopis cineraria is the source of this 2073-nucleotide messenger RNA. Its product is annotated as protein BONZAI 1-like. Gene Ontology annotation, molecular function: calcium-dependent phospholipid binding. The record is from RefSeq and is a predicted model, not a curated record. Gene Ontology annotation, cellular component: plasma membrane. Gene Ontology annotation, biological process: cellular response to calcium ion. NCBI's taxonomy places the organism in Eukaryota, Viridiplantae, Streptophyta, Magnoliopsida, Fabales, Fabaceae.